GUCGCUGUACCGCUCGUUGCCGCGCGGAUGACGUGUACGCGAUCACGCUUCCCGGAAGUGAAAGUGUCGCUGUACAGAGUUUAGAAACAAACUGUCGACCAGAUGAGUUAAUGUUAAUUUAGUUAAUUUUACAAACAGAUUGAUCAUCGAAAGAUAUUUGAUUGACGUGAUGAUGCGUCACUGCGUCACUCUGGUGAUUUUAAUACUGACAGCGUGUGAGAGCAGCGCGAGGAACCACACGCUCAAUCUUAAGAAUGAGACCCGGUUGGUUGUGCACUUAAACACAUUUGGUUAUUUUGCCAAUGGCUCUCUGAAUGUCUUUCUGUCCCUUGAGCCUCCACAUGACACCAAAACUCCUGUUGGCUUAAGUCUGGCAAGAUCUCGAGUCAAUGGAGUUCUGUCCUCCACAGUUGGGCAGACAGAGGAGUGCAUACUGAAUAAGCUGGACAGUGAAGAUGAACUGAUACUCUUUGUCAUUGACACAGAAAGCCUCAGUGUGCACAUGACGGAGUUUCACCAUUCAGACAGCAUGUUCAAGGAACUGGAAACCGAGAAGAAGAGCGAUGGAGGUUCCUCAGCAAGAAAGAGAAGAGAUGAAAACGGUGGCAAUCCUCCAGAAACUCCAAAAGAUAAAGAUGGCAAUCAUCCAGAAACUCCAAAAGAUAAAGAUGGCAAUCAUCCAGAAACUCCAGAAGAUAAAGAUGGCAAUCCUCCAGAAACUCCAAAAGAUAAAGAUGGCAAACAACCAGAAACUCAAAAAGAUAAAGAUGGCAAUCAUCCAGAAACUCCAGAAGAUAAAGAUGGCAAUCAUCCAGAAACUCCAAAAGAUAAAGAUGGCAAUCCUCCAGAAACUCCAGAAGAUAAAGAUGGCAAUCCUCCAGAAACUCCAAAAGAUAAAGAUGGCAAACAACCAGAAACUCAAGAAGAUAAAGAUGGCAAUCAUCCAGAAACUCCAGAAGAAUUGGCUUCACAGGACAAAGCUAAAACCAGUGCCAAAGAGACAGCUGUUAGUGUAAAGCAGCAGGCGAAGAUUGAGAAGACAUUGACCCUUGAGAAAAAAGGAGAUUCCUACCAAUUCAGGUUUCUUCUCACUAUGGGUGAACAGUCUCAAGGCUUGUACAAUCUGGAGUUCCACAACUGUCACAAUCUAAAAGAGAGAGCGCAGAGUCCUUAUUCUCUCAAUGUGACAAUCCUAGAGAAGAAUCCAAACGGUUAUCUCUCAGCAUCUGAGAUUCCUCUGCCUCGCCUCUACAUCUCAAUGGCAGCCAUCUUCCUCACUGCUGCCAUUAUCUGGACAUACACGCUGCUCAAAUACAGGUACAGUGUGUUUAAGAUCCACUGGCUGAUGGCAGCGCUGGCGUACACUAAAGCCGUGUCUCUGUUGUUUCACAGUAUAAACUAUCACUUCAUCAACUCUGAGGGUCACCCUAUUGAAGCCUGGGCCGUCAUGUACUACAUCACCCACCUGUUAAAGGGGGCUCUUCUCUUUAUCACGCUGGCUCUCAUUGGCACAGGUUUUGCAUUUGUUAAAUACAUCCUGUCAGACAAAGAGAAGAAAAUCUUCAUGAUCGUCAUUCCUCUGCAGGUUUUGGCUAAUGUUGCCUUUAUAAUCAUUGAAGAAACUGAAGAAGGAGCCAGUGAAUACGCCCUCUGGAGAGAGAUACUCUUUCUGGUGGAUCUCAUCUGCUGUGGAGCCGUUCUAUUUCCGGUCGUCUGGUCUAUACGGCAUCUGCAAGAGGCAGCUAAUACAGAUGGCAAAGCUGCAAUGAACCUGGAGAAGUUAAAGCUCUUUAGACAUUAUUACGUCAUGAUUGUGUGUUAUAUCUACUUUACACGGAUCAUUGCUAUCCUGCUGAAGGUCACUGUGCCGUUCGACUGGCAGUGGUCUCAAGAGUUUUUAGUGGAGGUUUCCACUUUGAUCUUCUUCGUUCUGACCGGGUUUAAAUUUCGUCCGGCAUCAAAUAACCCAUAUCUACAGCUGCCCCAGGAUGAGGAGGACCAGGAGAUGGAUGAAGUUAUAACAGAGUCGGGAGCAUUAGAGGGUAUCCACAGGGUAAAGAAGACGUCUAACGGCCGAGAGAGACAGAGAGAGGAACCAUUGUGAGGAACAUAUUGACGAGGGCAGAACUUGAACUUAAAGACUACCCUGGUGUUGUUACCACGGAAACCACAGCAUCACUAUGCAAGUGUGAAAAGAUGGAAUGGAAAAGAACAUGAAUUCUUAAUUCUGCUGGAUUUCCUUGUUUGUUAAGAGCAAGGAAACGGGCCGACUCGGACACUAGCGCCACAGAUAAAAUCUCUUGCUUUGGUUUACAGUAAUGAUAAAGACUCUGCUCAAUCCAUUAAUGUGUUUGUUUGUUCGUUCAUUCAUUUUUUCCUUCAUUCCAAAGAUUUACAAUCAUUUUACUGGAUGUGCAUUUGAUUCCUUUUAUCUUUAUUAUAAUUAUUAUUUAACUGAAGCUACCCUGGCUGUGAUGAAAGUUGCUGUAUCUUUUGUUUGUAUUUCACAGCUUUUCUGUUAAUUUUAUGAUUGAUGUCAAAGAUAUCUGAAGACAACCUUUUCGAUAGCUACCAAGAAGCUAGCUUAAACAAAUUAAAUUUGUACAGGGCACGUCUCGUGGUGUAGAUGUGAAUGUUCUGCCUCACACAAAUGGGGCUAUAUUUAAGUUGUUUUGCUGGACAAUGUCAAUUUUUCACGUGUGAUCAGUUGACAUUUAUAUACAGUCAUAAACGAAGUUGAAAGCUCCUGACACGUAGUAUACUUCAAAAGUCAUGCUCCAAACUUAUGCUUUUCUGCUGUAUUUUGCCUUUUUUGGGGGUGCUUUAUUUUACUUUGUAACAUUGGCUUCAUGUGUUUUGUUGGUUUUCCUUGUAUUUUAAUUCGGUAAUUAUAAGUAUACUGUCAUAAAUUAAGGAUAAACCACUGUUAUACUGUGUCUAUGCCUCGAGCGAACGAUCGGGUUCUGUUCAAAUCUACCGAAAAGCGCGCCAAACUUUGUUCAGUUUAGCGUUGUAGAUUUGUCUCGCUCACUGUAUUCAUUGUGUUUAGACAUGCAAACAUGUGAACUUAACGGUACUCAAGUUUGUAGUUGUUAUUUUCUGUAUCAGGGCUUUUGUUUUUCUGUCAGAUAAACUCAAUCCUGCUUGAUUUGGUUUGGUUCGCCGUACUAACUGAUUCAACUUGUAAGGUUUAAAUAAACAUAACGUAAAAUAUA
Molecule: messenger RNA, 3215 nt
Organism: Misgurnus anguillicaudatus (oriental weatherfish)
Lineage: Eukaryota; Metazoa; Chordata; Actinopteri; Cypriniformes; Cobitidae
Source: RefSeq, a predicted model, not a curated record